AUGGAGCGUCAGGCCGCGGGUCACCCAGCUGGCUUCGCACCCGGGCCGCUCUCUCUGUCGGCGGGCCUGGUCCCUCUCGGCCGCCUCCUCCUCCUCCUCCUCCUCCUCCUCCAAGGGAAAGAGCCGGAGAAGAGCCCUGCUGGAUCAGACCGGCAUCCAUUCUCGGGGCGUGAGUUACCCAUCUCCAAUGGUUCUGGUUUUGUGGUGUCUGCAGAUGGCCUCAUUGUGACGAAUGCCCACGUUGUGGCAAACCGCAGGCGGGUGAGGGUGCGGCUGGCCAGCGGGGAGCUCUACAAUGCAGUCGUGCGGCAGGUAGACCCGGUCGCGGACAUCGCCACCAUCAAGAUCGACCCCAAGCACCCCCUGCCCACCUUGCCCUUGGGCCGCUCAUCAGAGGUGCGCCAGGGUGAGUUUGUGGUGGCCAUGGGCAGCCCUUUUGCCCUCCAGAACACCGUCACGUCCGGCAUCGUCAGCUCGGUCCAGCGAGGAGGGCGAGAACUGGGCCUGGCCGCUUCGGACAUGGAGUACAUCCAGACAGACGCUGCCAUCGACUUUGGGAACUCUGGUGGCCCGCUGGUCAACCUGGACGGGGAGGUGAUUGGCUCCUGGUUCGGCCGCACGGAGGGGAAGCGUCGCUACAUUGGCGUGAUGAUGCUGACCCUGACCCCCAGCAUCCUGUCUGAGCUGAAGCUGCGGGACCCGGCCUUCCCUGACGUGCCUCAUGGGGUCCUCAUCCACAAGGUGAUCCUUGGCUCUCCAGCUCACCAAGCAGGACUCGAGGCGGGGGACGUGCUGGUGGAGAUCAACGGGCAGCCCUCGCAGCGGGCGGAAGACGUCUACAAGGCAGUGCGGACGCAGCCCCACCUGGCCCUGCUGGUGCGGCGGGGCUCCGAGUCCUUGCGUCUGACCAUCACCCCGGAGGUCACAGACUAGGGUGGGAGGCAAACUUCAGCUUGCCCAGGCGCCACGGAGUCUGUCUCGAGCACAGGGACGGCGAGGGGGCCUCCCUCUCUUUGCCCCCCCCCCUCGGAAGAGGAGGCUGUCGCCCUCUCGGAGUCCUCUGUGCAUUUGGGCCUGGGCAGGGUAUCCGGCCCUUCCCCCCCCCACCCCCGGGGGUCCUCUGUGACAGAGUCUCGGAAGGGUGCCUGGCAUUGGUCUCUGCAGAGUCAGAGCCGACAAGAGCAGGGGGGGGGGACUGCUCUGAAAGGGGGGGGGUCAGUGCUGGGGGUGGUGCGCCCUGCCUGCACCUGGGUGGCUUUCAACUGCCUGAUGGAAGAGGAGAGCCCAGAGCCGCAGCUGUCUGGCCCGAGCAGCAGGAGGAGCUAACAGGGCGGGGGGG
This is a messenger RNA of Gekko japonicus, 1339 nucleotides long. RefSeq names its product HtrA serine peptidase 2 (gene HTRA2). The record is from RefSeq and is a predicted model, not a curated record. Gene Ontology annotation, biological process: programmed cell death; proteolysis; positive regulation of apoptotic process. NCBI's taxonomy places the organism in Eukaryota, Metazoa, Chordata, Lepidosauria, Squamata, Gekkonidae. The transcript has 9 exons. Gene Ontology annotation, molecular function: serine-type endopeptidase activity; protein binding. Gene Ontology annotation, cellular component: mitochondrion. The coding region runs from base 1 to 933 and encodes 310 amino acids.